AGAGGGGGGAGGAGAGAAGAAGAGGUGAAACAGAAAAAGAGAACAAGGAGAGAGAGAGAGAAGGGUGAAACAGAGAGAAAGGGGGAAGAGUGUGAAAAAGAGAGAGAGGAGGCGUUCUCUAACAGAAAGAGGGAGAGGAGAGCAAAAUAGUUGUUUUCUAACUCCAUGUGGCUCACACUGAGAGGUCUCUCUAGAAUAUUUUAUUUAUUUUUCUUCUGUUCAUGUUAUCACCAUGGAUAAUACAGAAUAAAAACCUUGUUAAACUGGGAUUUUCUUCAAUCUGAAUUCAACUGUAAAACAGAUUUAAUCUCAGACUGAUUCUUCUUGUGGGACUAGUUUUAUUAGGAUCCUACUAGUUGUCUGGUGUGGAUAUAAUACCAGUCUGUCUUUGAGAUGGGGUCCAGAACUCUUCUACUUAUUCUGGGUCUUCAUUUAACUCUACUGGGGAACCUAGAGGCCAGAGAUUGCGGCCAAGGCUUCAUAGCGAAAGGGAAAAAAGAAUGUGUUGAUACAGAUGAGUGUAAAGAGUGGGACAGUACCACACCCUGUGGAAGUAAUACCACGUGUUACAAUACCAUCGGGAGCUACUACUGUCAGUGUCAACCUGGGUUCAAAUCCACAAAGACUGUCAACUUCACUGCUCUCACUGGAGAGUGUAAGGGUGUGUAUUCAAACCACGAUGAGUGCCAGGAGAGACCACAGGUUUGUAGCAGCAACACCAUUUGCGUCAACACCAUCGGGAGCUACAUUUGCCAGUGUCAACCUGGGAUCUCUAAUCACACUGGACAUUGUGCAGUACUGACCUGUGACCAGUUCAAAGCGGAUGAGACUCCUGGACAGACUGUCCCAGGUUUAGCUGGUCUCCUGUCUCUGAUGAGGAACAGCUGUCUGGCAUUAAGUAACUCUGGGGACGCAGCCGCAGGGAGGCUGACUGGAGAGAUGCUACUGGAGAAUGUAUUCACGGAGAUAGACGGUUUCCUGUCUCAAGGUAUCCUAAGCAACAGCCGGGAGGUGAGUGGGUUGCUAGGCACCGUGGAAGACGCCAUGAGGUUCAUCGGGCCACAGCUCAGAGACAACCACACCACCAUGGAGAAAAACCACACAGAGGCUGAGAUUGCAGUGAGGAGGGGACAGACUCCGCCCACUGGGCCAAUCAGCCUGGCCAAUGACAACGCUCGGCUGGACACCAGCUGGGAGACAGCCACCGGCAAUGGGACAUACCCAGGUUUCACUCUGGCUGGGUUGGUGUGUUACAAGACAGUGGAGAGAUCUGUCAACAACUCCUUCCAGUACCUCACUGACACAGACACAGACACAGACACAGACACAGACACAGACACAGACACAGCAACAUCCACAGCAUCAAAGCCUAGCUACCAGAUCAGUUCCAAGGUGGUAACAGCUCUCGUCAGUAACCCAGCAACAGACCACCUCACCCAGCCUGUCAUCCUCACCUUCAAACAUCUCCAGGUGAGGGCGGAGUCAUCAGAAAUGAACUAUACCUGUGUGUUCUGGUCGGAGGGGCGUGUCCAUGAAGAGGGAGGUGCGUGGUCAAGGAGUGGCUGUACCAAAGUCACGUCUAACGCUACACACACUGUGUGUUCCUGUACCCACCUUAGCAGCUUUGCUGUUCUCAUGGCCCUCUACCCUGUAAAGGAUACCUUUGAGCUGUGUCUGUUGACGUGGCUGGGUCUGUCGGUGUCUGUGGUGUGUCUGUUGCUGUGCAUCCUGACCUUCUGGCUGUGUCGGUCCAUCCAGGGGACACGAACCACCAUCCACCUCCACCUCUGUGUCUGCCUCUUCAUCGCUGACCUCGUCUUCCUCACCGGCAUCUCUCACACACAGAGCAAGGGAGGAUGUAGGGUUGUAGCAGGUCUCCUCCACCUGUUCUUCCUAGGAUCCUUCAGUUGGAUGUUGUUAGAGGGGGUUCAGCUCUACCGCAUGGUGGUCCUGGUCUUCAACACUACCAUAAGACCUCUGUACCUGUAUGCUGUGGGAUAUGGACUGCCACUGGCUAUAGUCAUCAUCUCUGCUAUCACCUACCCAGAUGGAUACGGUACCACACAACACUGUUGGUUGUCUCUGGAGAGAGGAUUCAUCUGGAGUUUCUUCGGCCCAGUGUGCACUAUCAUCAUUCUCAACGCUUUCAUCUUCAUCAUCACUGUCUGGAGGCUGGCCCAAAAGUUAUCUAUUCUCAACCCUGACCUCUCCAACCUACACAAGAUCAAGGUGUUCACAGUGACAGCAGUGGCCCAGCUGUGUGUGUUGGGUACUAUGUGGAUAUUUGGAGUGUUCCAGUUCCAAGAGGAGGGGACAGUGGUCAUGACAUAUCUCUUCACUAUCCUCAACUCUCUACAGGGAGCACUACUGUUCAUCAUGCACUGCCUACUGAACAAAACGGUGAGAGAGGACUAUGGCAAGCUCCUGUCCUGUAUCUGCACACUACAGAAGAAGAGAUACUCGGAGUUCAGCACUACCAACCCUUCCUCCAGCCAAUCCCAGGUACACACACAGAGACAGAGAGACAGAGAGACAGAGAGACAGAGAGAAUGUUAACCUCUGUUCUUGUACCAUUGUGUGUCCUAGGGGUCAAGGGGUGCCCAAAACACAGGGGAGUUGCAGAUAUGAUGACAUCACCAAACCCCCACAAUGCACCUCUUUACUCCCACUCCCUUUUCAGGCCUGGUCAGUCGAAAAUGUGCCCUACUAGCCCGGCGGGUUAGUAAAAAUGUGCCCUAUCUAGAACCUAAAAUGGUUCUUCGGCUGUCCCUGUAGGAGAACCCUUUGAAUAACGCUUUUUUGUUUCCAGGUAGAAACCUUUUUUGUUCUAGGUAGAACCUUUUUGGAUUCCAUCUAGAUACCUUUCCUGGAACCAAAAAGGUGCUUUUAUGUGGAGAGCCCCUUUUUCUAAGCGUGUACGGAAUCCUUAAAUUCCACCCCUGAUUAAACACUUAAUAUCAAACUUGAUGUUAACCACUGUCUUAUCAAGCAUUAGGUUAUCCAAUCAGAAGUUAUAUCCUCUUUAUGUCAUCCAAUAGGAUAAGAGGGAGUAGGAAGUGACAAUGAUGCAAUGAUGUCACAGUAGUUUCAUUUUCACAGACAUAACAUUUACAUUUCAGUCAUUAAGCAGAGCAUCUUACAGACAGAAAAGGAAUGUUUAUGUCAUCCAAUCAGAAGAUAUAUGAUCUUCCUGUCAUCCAAUAGGAAUCCAUAUGAUCUUAUGUCAUUUUACAGUUAAGAACAAAUUCUUAUUUUCAAUGACAGCCUAGGAACAGUGGGUUAACUGCCUUGUUCAGGAGCAGAACAACAGAUUUGUACCUUGUCAGCUCAGGGACUUGAACUUGCAACCUUUCGGUUACUAGUCCAACGCUCUAACCACUAGGCUACACUGCCACACCAAUUUUUUUUACACCACAUCGUCAAAUAGACAGAUGAAACCACAAUCAUAAACAUAAGCUUUCUUCCUUUACAUUAAUGUGAUAGAUUUAUAGUAAUAUUUAUUACCAAGAGCACAAGAUAGGAUGCAUUUCUACUCAAAUAAAUCCAGAGGGAUUUAGAAAAACCUAAGAUAUGUGAAGAAAUGUGUUAGUUGUGACCUAAUGGACUGUUAUACUGUAAAUGUGUAUAAUUUCUGCAGUCACUAAUACUUCUUAUUAACUUUCAUGAAUAGGCCUUUUUAAAUUAUUAUACAUAUUUAUUAAUACUUAUAACAAUUAUUUCAAAUGUUGUUUGAAUGUUAAUGGAAGGCUUGUAAUGCUUACACAUUCUUAUAAAAUGUUUAUAAAGGCUUACAAAUAUAUAUAUUUGAAUAGUCCAUAAAUGGUUUGUUAAAAUGCUUAUUUGUUAUAGUUAUUAUGAAGUGUUACCAUAGCAACCUCUAUCAGGGCCUUCAUGCACCCCAACAAUCUGAAGGGACACAGAGUAUGAGAGGAUGGCUGAUGGGUGGUCCAGAAGGGGGCUAGUUGAAUCAUUUUGAAUUUUUCAAACACCUGAAAAAGCUUUUUCCUGUGGCAUUAACAAUAAGUAAUUAUGCUUAAUUCUAUGUAAAAAAAAAUACAUAUAUUUUCUGCAUAUCUAAGUUUACCUCUUGAGCUGUCUGUACCCUCCUGACUGGUGAUUAUUUUUUAAAGAAACUAAAAUGCUUCUCUACAUUCAGUACAUUUAGUUAUUGCUUGCUUUUCAAAGUCUACCAACCUUGCCAGCAGGCAGACCAGCUAAGAUAGUUAACAAACUGGUUAUGCCCCUGUGUCCCUGAUGCCUCUCACCUCUGACCUCUAUGAGAUAAUAUGAGAGUCUUUGAGUAGAACAUGGCUUCAUCAAUCACACUGCUUUUGUCCAAAAACAGCGUUUAUCAACAGGUUUUUUCAGAAAUCCCAGUUGAAAGAUUCCCAGAAUCAGGAGGAAAUAAGCAGGAAAUCUGGAAUUCUCCAAACGGGAUUUUGGGGAAAACCUGGAAAUUUGUUUGAAAGGUUAAAGAAAAUGUGAUACCCUACAGGCGUUUUCCUGGACACAGGAAGGUUUGUUUACUUCUGACCAACAGAACCCGGGUCCAGCGACUGUGAACCCAACACCUUAGUUGUUACGCCAAGAGAACCCAACCUCCUGACGAGGUCGCUAGGUGUUGGGUGAAGGUCGUUACAAUAGAUAAUAUUAUAAUAUCAUGAAUAAAUUGGUAGAGGUCCAUAGGCACAGAUCUAGGAUCAGAAUACAGUAAUGUACUGUAUAGUUCUGCCAUGGUAGAAGUCCUUAGGCACUGAUCGAGGACCAGAAUACAGUAAUGUACUGUAUAGUUCUGCCAUGGUAGAGGUUGUCCUUAGCCACAGAUCUAAGGUACAUCAAAUUAUUUACUUUUUAACUUUUAAAUCAGUGAUUUAUAGCCAUCGAUUCUUGAAGAAUAUGACUUAUAACCCCUUUAAGGUUCCACCCUAAACGAGAUACUCAGCUGUCUUCAACAAAUUGUCAAAACAAUGUCUGCAUUCAAUAUAUUUUUUUUAUUCUAUUCUUUUGCACUUUUACUUCGACAAUCGGUUUGGUUUAGUUUAUAAAAAAUAAAAAUAAAAUAUUAAAUGAAAAAUAAUUCAAAGCAAUUGUGUAUUUUUAGGAUGUAUGAUUUUUAUGUCCUUCUAUGAGCAGAGUUCUGAAUGUAAGCAUGUAUUGUUGUACUUGACUGUGGGGGGUCUGUAUGGCUG
Molecule: messenger RNA, 5189 nt
Organism: Salmo salar (Atlantic salmon)
Lineage: Eukaryota; Metazoa; Chordata; Actinopteri; Salmoniformes; Salmonidae
Product: adhesion G protein-coupled receptor E5
Biological process (GO): cell surface receptor signaling pathway; adenylate cyclase-activating G protein-coupled receptor signaling pathway
Cellular component (GO): plasma membrane
Molecular function (GO): G protein-coupled receptor activity; calcium ion binding
Source: RefSeq, a predicted model, not a curated record